Molecule: messenger RNA, 966 nt
Organism: Trichoplax adhaerens
Lineage: Eukaryota; Metazoa; Placozoa; Uniplacotomia; Trichoplacea; Trichoplacidae
Exons: 1
Coding region: 1-966 (321 amino acids)
Biological process (GO): G protein-coupled receptor signaling pathway
Cellular component (GO): membrane
Molecular function (GO): G protein-coupled receptor activity
Source: RefSeq, a predicted model, not a curated record
AUGGUUCUCGUAGCAGGAAAUCUAUCUUUAACCAGUAAAGUAAUCCUUAUCCCGACAUUAUCAUUUACUUUCAUCUUUGGCACUAUUGGCAAUAUCUUAGUCUGUAUUGCUAUAUUAACCAAUCGCAAAUUAAAAACGGCUACCAAUGGAUUUAUCCUAUCACUUGCUAUUGCCGAUUUACUCGUUUGCGAUAUUACGGUUCCUAUCGCCUUAAUUGGUCUAUUCCAAGAUCCUCGUCCCCGUGCAGCCCUUUUAGCUGGCGAAUUGGCCUUAUCCGGGGUGUCGUCUUCACAAAUUCAACUCGCUGUAAUAAGUAUUGAUCGUUAUAGAGGCAUCGUUUAUCCAGACAAACCGCGUCUAACAUGGAAGGAAGUUAAAUAUAUCGUUCCUCCCUUAUGGUUGUUGGCCAUUACGGAAACUUGCCUAGUGGUUUUCAACUGGCCACACGAUAUUCGAUUUGCACUCAUUCAUUUCUACUGGUUUUGGUUUAUUGCUACUAUCACCAUUAUAUGUUAUACCUUGAUCUGGAGGAAUAUUGUUUUGCAUAAUCAAGAUGUCGCUGGAGCUUUACGUCAUUUAAAACAAGCAAGAAUUAAGAAAGAAAAGAGAGCAUUUAUCAUGAUUAUGUUAGUUGUCUGUUGUUUAUUAUUAUGUUGGUCACCAGCUGCUAUAAUCUAUGGCAUUUUUUUGAUGCAAUAUACAGACAAAUCCGUCUCCGACAGUAUGCGCGAACCGCUCAAUGUUUUAGUCGCUUUUGGCUACUUUAAUUCGUGCAUUAAUCCUUUCAUAUAUAACUUGAUGAAUUCCACGUUUAGAAGUACCUUUCGUAAAAUUUUAACCAAUUUUUGUCGUCGGAUACGUGGCCGAUCUUUAACUAAAGUAUCACCAAUACCCGUUAGUAGUAGUAGCGUACAAGAUGUUCGACGAAUUGCCGUCAACAAUCAGAAGGAUAGUAGUACCACAUAA